Messenger RNA from Haliotis rubra (blacklip abalone), 5762 nucleotides. RefSeq lists its product as uncharacterized. Gene Ontology annotation, biological process: mismatch repair. The transcript is spliced from 15 exons. Lineage: Eukaryota; Metazoa; Mollusca; Gastropoda; Lepetellida; Haliotidae. Gene Ontology annotation, molecular function: ATP hydrolysis activity; ATP binding; ATP-dependent DNA damage sensor activity. The coding region runs from base 154 to 5514 and encodes 1786 amino acids. The record is from RefSeq and is a predicted model, not a curated record. Gene Ontology annotation, cellular component: mismatch repair complex.
ACCAUCUGACACGAGAUUUACAAACGAUCCUUCAUAACACAUAAACAUCCGGUUAGAUGGAGUCACGAUGUUUCCGCUUUGAAUUAUUAUAGAAUCCAGGAAGAUGUUGGUCUGGCUGCAAAGGGCAAUGGCUUGACAAUUUGACACUCUGAGAUGAUCCGUCAGCUCUCUGAUGAGGUACAGUCCCACCUGCGUUCUGGCGUGGCCAUCACCAGCCUCACACAAUGUGUAGAGGAGCUUAUCAUGAAUGCGCUAGAUGCUGGUGCCUCAUGCAUAGCAGUCAGAGUAGAUCUACCUUGCUUCAAGGUACAGGCAGUGGACAAUGGUCAAGGCAUAGGCAGAGACCAACUGGAGAAAGUUGGUGAGAGGUACUCCACCAGCAAGUGUCAUGAGCUUGAAGAUCUAAACAAUCUUCAGUAUUUCGGCUAUCGGGGUGAGGCUAUUGCAAGCAUGCGCGAUACAGCAGCUGUGCUGGAGAUAAACAGUCGAACCAGUAGGUCCCAUCAGACAUACUGUAAGAUGUUCCAGAAAGGUGUUGCACAGGCAGUGUCAGAGUCUGUUAUUCAUCGACCGUCCAUAGGUACCACUGUGACAGCCCACGACUUGUUCUACAGUCUACCAGUGAGGAAGAAAAACAUGAAUGAAGCUUUGGAACUAGAGAGGAUACGCUAUAGAGUUGAAGGAAUUGCUUUGAUCCACCCAUCUGUAAGCUUCAGUCUCAGAAAUGAUAUUAACGGGAACAUACUUUUACAGACACAGAAAAGUAGCAGUGUGUUAACAGCCUUUAUGCAUCUGUUUGGUACUGGGAAGUCUAAAUGUUUGAGAGAGGUAUCUCUCCAGGAGGGUUGUUUUCAAGUGGAAGGCUUUAUUGGGAAAGAAGGUCACUGCAGUAAGAGCCUGCAGUUUGUAUAUGUCAAUGGUAGACUGGUUCUGAAGACGAAAGUACACAAAAUUUUGAAUCAUACAUUGGGAAGGUCUCUUGUAUUAAAGAGAAAAGGAUCCAACUUUGAAGGGAGUAUGGGAGGAUCACAAUUGGCAGGUGCCCCGUCCUCAAGUCCACCAAAACAAGGAGAUAAGUAUGCCAUGUUUGUUAUCAAUGUGAAAUGUCCACUUGAUGCAUAUGAUAUCACCUUUGACCCAGCAAAGACAUUAGUUGAGUUCAAAGAUUGGACAGCUUUGACCGACGGCAUUGAUGAAAUGAUAAUGGAGUUCCUGAAGAAAGAGAACCUGGUUUCUGUGUCAGACCUGUCUGUAGUUUCUCCUGUCACAGUACCAGGUGAGAGCAGCCAAAGUGAUGCACUGAAGAUCCCAGACAGUGGGGAUGGGGCACCCCAGGGAGGUGAAGAUGCUGAAGGAUCGAAGUCGGGUAUAAAUCAAGCCACUGAUUCAUCAGAUCCCGAAGCCAAAGUUAAGGACUAUACAGAGAACAUUUCUACACUCAAUGCAUCUAACUGCCUCUUCUCUAAGAGAGUGAGGAGACCUCGGGAUGUUAUGGCAAUUCGAAGGAAUCAGCUUAUUCAAGACGAAAGUUUGAUAAACCAAAAGGAUGAGGACUCAGUCAAUUCUGAAAAUAUUUCAAAAUCAUCAACUGAAGUUAAUGUGAUAAAUGAGACACCUGUGUUACAUGCUCAAAACAGUAGUGAUGGGGAUAUGUCCGACAAAAAUGGCAUUUGUACAGCAAAAUCGUCUCAAACACCAGCUCAAACACCAAUUGCUGGUAAAUAUCAGAAGCCUCCUGAAAUGAACAAUUCAACUCUGUAUUCUUCUGAGUCACUCCAUGAAGCAAUAUCUAUCAAUUUACUGACCUCAACAGUCACAGACCACCAGUCAGGUGAUGGGAAGGAAGUAGCUGAUGACAACAUUUCGGAGGAACCAAUGCAGCUACCUGAAUCCAUAGCUGUGGACAUCACAGCAUCAAAUCCAUCUGACGACAGUGAAGAUCCCUUACCCAGUACCUUAAGAGCCUCUCUGACAAAGAUGAAGUCUGACACUUUGUAUAAUGUAGAAACUGAAACGAAAGCCUUUAUAUGUCUACCAGACUCUCCUCCUAGUGCUUCCACUUCUGGAAGACAGAAGUUACAGAACCUUCACCUCAUCUCACAGAAAUCAAAAUCAUCAGCAGUCGAGAUGUGCAAGAGACUUGGACUUGCAGCUCUCCGUAGCCUCAGUGAAACCAGAGCUGAUGAAGAACAUGCUGAGAAGUCUGCAGCCAAGAAGAUCAAUGAAAGACUGGUUCUAAAUGCAAGGUCUGCAGCAGGAAAGAGAAUCAUCAGUGCCAAGUUACAAAAAUUUAAGAACACUAACCUUGAGACUAGGCAGUGUUCCAACAAUCCUGGAACUUCGGGUAAUCAAACAACAGGGCUGUCAGAACCUUUAGCAAGGGAAGCUUCUUCUGAACAAAUAAGAGGAUCAGAAACUAGUAUUGUUUAUGGAGAAUCUGCUAAGAAAGAAGCAUGUCAUGAUUAUGUUCAUAGCAGCUUCACUCAGCUUAGAGAUUCAUGCAGGACAAGCAGCUUGCCAUCACAGGAUGACUUUUCUACCAUUCAUUAUGGAGAACAGAUAGCUCAUCAACAAACAUUUGUUACCAAUGUACCUUCAUCUUCUACAGUCCAGGACAUAGCAGUGGUGUCAACAUCUGCCAUUCAAAUCCAACAACAACCAUCACUAUCCAGAGCAGCUGCAGAACAAUAUGUCAGUGAAAGGAGUCCCGUUGUGCCCACUCUUGAUGACAUUGAGCAUCUCACUUCAACAUCAGAACAUUCAGACAGGAAAAGAUUUAAUCCAUUUGCUUUAUCAACUGCAGCAAAGCUAUCAAAGUUAGCCAAAAGGAGUUGUGUUGAUGAUUCUUGUGUGAAAACAUGCAGUAGAGAGUUCCUGUCAUCUUCAUCCUUUGUUGAGACACCUGCAUCAGUUUUCAAAGAUGUAGAGAACGUCAUCUCUGACAAAAAUGAGAACAAGGUGGAAACUCUGGUUGAUACAGCAGUUCCUGAUCCGUUAGAACUACCAACAGCUCCUACUGAUUUUGAGGCUGACGGAAAUAACCCUGUCACAUCAAGCAGUGAGAAGUCAUUACAGGGUUCUGAUUUAAACCAGAAUGUAACAUGUGAAAGAGGUAGAACUGGAAGAACUUUACUGCCAUUCACGUCAUACUCCGACAGAGUUUGUGACCGAGUUGACGACAGUACAAUGCCAGAUUAUUUAGAUUUAUCGGAAACAGAGAGUGUAGACUCGGUAAUUCUGCCACAUGUGGACAUUUGUUCACCUGAAGUGUCUGAUCAAGAGGGUGGCUCUCCUCCAGCUUACUGCACACAGAGCUUCCAGCCAACUGGUCUAUCUUCACAAGGCUUUACAAUGGAUGUGAAAGCAUACGAUGAGGAUUGUCAAAGUGGGGGAUUCUCACCCAAUGUUGAUAGAGUUACACCCAUGACAGGAUCACCCUCUAGCCCAGCUGGGAAAGUAGAUUAUGUCUACGAAACACUGCCUGGUUUGACUGGUGAUGGUUCUGUUAUUGGUGAAGAAGAGGAAGAUGUUGCUGACCCAGACUUGCCUGAUUCAUCCUUUUCUGUUCUCCUUCCGUCUGGUACUUCAUGCUGGAAUAAGGAGGAGAAGAGUGGAGAUUCUGAAAGUGAGAUGACUCUUGCUGACUCGUGUUCAAUCACCACUUCAAAGCCAUCGUAUAUCUCUAUGAAGAAGGAAGAUGAUUUUGCAUCAGACUCACCUUUGAUUUCUCUGCCUCAUUCUACAUUUGAGGAUUGUCCGGAUUUUAACUCCUUAACAUGUGGUCAGCGCAGUCCCCAACAGGCAGAUUCAACCAAAUUGACCAGUACAGAUGAUUCCUUCCCCUUGAGAAAAUUGCUGCCGGGAGACUCACAGGAUAAUGAAAUUCAGGUUUAUGGCAGAGGUUAUAGUGAUGAUGUAAGUGAGACCAUGCCUGACAGGGCACAAAGCACCCAUCAACAGACUAAGUCUUCUGCGGAUAAUUCAUGCAUAGGUGUGCCUAUGGAAGUCACACCUACAGAAGCUGUGUUAGAAAAUUUGAAUGAAAUAGAUGAAAAUCUUGCAAAAGAAUUUGACAAUGAAAUGACAGAAAAUUUUGUUGAUUCAAGGGAGAUAACUCUGGAUGAUAUUCAUACUAAGUCUUGUUCAUCAAAUCAUGGUUCAAGCCAGUGUGAUGGGGAACAAGCCUGUGACUCCAGCUGUGGACCAGUGUCUGAUGUGAACAUUGGAAAUAGGGACCUUGGAUCUAGUUGUUUCAUCACUGGAGACACAGAUGAUCAGCCAUCUUGCAGCUCAACGGGGACACACAUCCAGACAGUGACAAAACCGACAUGGUCAGAUGUGGAGGAUCCCAAGACAGGCAAGAAGAUCUAUGUGAACAGUCUUACUGGGAACACAAUGUUUGAGGACCAGUGGAAACAGUGCGGAUAUGAAAAUGAUGGAGAUACUGACGAAGGAUCAGGCACCUUGAUUGUGAAAGAUGACCCUGUACCCCUGUCACCAUCUGGCAGACAGAAACUGCAGAACCUCUUGGAAUGCCAUCUGGUGGCAGAAUCCAGUGAUGACCAGAUCAAGUGGAGACAACCCCCAUCAGCUGGAAAGGACCAGGUGGAAGAAGAUGAGGCACAUUCAUUAGAGGAUCUAUUUUCUUCCUGGAAUAACCCUGUGUUGGAAAUUCCACUGAAGUCAUGUGUCAGUGCGGAGGUGUCACACACAAGUAAAGCAGCCACGAGGUCCUUCAAGUCUCUCUACCCCACCAAGUUCACUAAGGCCAUGCUGAAGAGCUUCCAGGUCCUGGGCCAAGUUGACAACAAGUUUAUUGCCUGCGUUCUCCAGACUGAGGAACUGAAUUCUUCGAAAGCUCCUGAUCUUAUUGUGUUGUUUGACCAACAUGCAGCACAUGAGAGAGUACGUCUUGAACAGUUGACAGAAGAUAUCUAUGUAAACAGUGAUGACGUGACUGACUGCUCAAUCAAAUCCAGCCAGGUCUCACCUCCUAGGACCUUGACCUUUACGGAGGAGAAUGUCCGCCUGAUAAAAUCUUUCAGGGAUGAAUUCAAGAGGAUAGGUGUGACGUUCACCAUCAACGGCUCAUCCCGAGAUUCACUCAACAUCCACUCCAUCCCUGCAUGUCUGGUUGAGAGAGAGGCAAACGAAGUGCGCAGAGGCAGGGAAUCGGUUGUCAUGGACAUUGUAGAGAUCUUAAUCAAAGACCAUCUUGAGGUGCUGAAGAUGAUGAGAGGAGCCAGAAGUCGACUGCCACAAACCAUUCACAAGGUGCUGUGCUCUCAGGCCUGUCAUGGGGCUAUUAAGUUUGGAGACAGCUUGACUUUGUCCCAGUGUAGAGAGCUUCUAGAGUCGCUGGCAGAGUGCAACCUUCCGUUCCAGUGUGCGCACGGUCGGCCAUCUGUCAUGCCUUUGCUCAGCCUACAGCAGCUUCAUGCUAAAGUUCCACCAGAGAAAACCAAACGUCCAAGCUUGUGGAAAAUAUCCAGGCAUCUCUCCAUCCAUCAAUGAACUUAUGAAAACUUGAUUAUUUGAUAUUAAUUUUAUCUUGCAAAAAUAAGUUUGCUGCAAUCAAUCUGUGAUAACUAUUUUGAGCAUUUACUUUUACCUUUGUUCAGUGUUAGUGAUUUGAUUUUUUCAUUCACGUCAACGGAAUCUAACGACGGCCUGAUGAUUACUAGAACUCUGUGAUAAGCUGUUGAAAAUGCAUUAUGAUUUUUAUGAAUGCACUUCUCAUUAAAGAAACUAUACACAGGGAA